Tarenaya hassleriana is the source of this 887-nucleotide messenger RNA. Its product is annotated as putative Myb family transcription factor At1g14600. The coding region runs from base 130 to 780 and encodes 216 amino acids. Lineage: Eukaryota; Viridiplantae; Streptophyta; Magnoliopsida; Brassicales; Cleomaceae. Gene Ontology annotation, molecular function: DNA-binding transcription factor activity; DNA binding. The record is from RefSeq and is a predicted model, not a curated record. The transcript has 6 exons.
GCUUGAGAAAAUACCUAGUAGAUUUUGUGAGAGGCAAUUCUCAAUUCCAAGUCUUCCUCUAGAGAUUUUGUGAGUUUUUUUCCCUUCGAUUUCGAAUCGACCGAGAAUACGCUGAGUGUCGCGACUACGAUGAAGCCUCCAACGUCGGUGAGACCUUAUGUAAGAUCAAAAGUGCCGCGGCUGCGAUGGACUGACGAUCUCCACCGUUGUUUCGUUGAGGCCGUCGAAAGCUUAGGAGGCGAAAAUCGAGCAACUCCUAAGAUGGUUUGGGAACUGAUGGAUGUGAAGGGCCUCUCAGUAUCUCAUGUCAAGAGCCAUUUGCAGAUGUUCAGAAGCAUGAAGCAGGAACGGAUGCUACAAGAGGUGGAAAUGGCGAAUAGAAACCCUAGAAUGGCGGCGAAUCAGGCGAUUUGGGAGUUCCAACAAUACCAUUAUUUUGAGCAGCUUAGAAGAUUUGGCUACAUCAUGUCCGACCCUCAGAGGGAAGAAGAGAAUAUAAUUCAAUUCGGGAGCUCGGAAGAGACAGGUGGCGGAGAGAGCAGUAAUCUCCAUGAUAACCAAAUCGAGAAUGAUCAUGUCAUUUGCCAGAGUCUAUACGAGCGUUCAACCGUGAAGAGAAGACGCAGAGGAAAGGCUCGAGGUUUAGAGAGUUCAAAAGGGGAGGAAGAGGAAUGUGGUCUGACGUUGUCCCUGAACCUGGAGCCACCUGCCGCUGAGAGCUCAAGCCACCAUGAAGACUUGUCCCUUGACCUCACUCUCGCUCCUACUUCCAAGCCCUGAUGAGCUCUAUACCCUCAUAUCCCUAUAAACAUUGCAGAGAGAGAGAGAGAGAAUAUGAACUGAUUUAUUUCUCUAUUUCAUAUAAACAAUGAAUAAAUUUCAUACCA